GCCCGCGGCCCCGGGGCCGGCCCCUCUCGGGCUCCCGCUCCCCGCGCGCAAGAUGGCUGACCCGGCUGCGGGGCCGUCUCCGAGCGAGGGCGAGGAGAGCACUGUGCGCUUCGCCCGCAAAGGCGCCCUCCGGCAGAAGAACGUGCACGAGGUGAAGAACCACAAAUUCACCGCCCGUUUCUUCAAGCAGCCCACCUUCUGCAGCCACUGCACCGACUUCAUCUGGGGCUUCGGGAAGCAAGGGUUCCAGUGCCAAGUCUGCUGCUUUGUUGUGCACAAGCGGUGCCAUGAAUUUGUCACCUUCUCCUGCCCAGGAGCUGACAAGGGUCCAGCCUCUGAUGACCCCCGGAGCAAACACAAAUUUAAGAUCCACACCUACUCCAGUCCCACGUUUUGUGACCACUGUGGGUCCCUGCUGUAUGGGCUCAUCCACCAAGGGAUGAAAUGCGACACUUGCAUGAUGAAUGUCCACAAGCGCUGUGUGAUGAACGUCCCCAGCCUGUGCGGCACGGACCACACGGAGCGCCGCGGACGCAUCUACAUCCAGGCCCACAUCGAGAGGGAAGUCCUCACUGUCGUUGUAAGAGAUGCUAAAAACCUCGUACCUAUGGACCCCAAUGGCUUGUCAGAUCCCUACGUAAAACUGAAACUGAUUCCUGAUCCCAAAAGUGAGAGCAAGCAGAAGACCAAAACCAUCAAGUGCUCCCUCAACCCUGAGUGGAAUGAGACAUUUAAAUUCCAGCUGAAAGAAUCUGACAAAGACAGAAGACUGUCUGUAGAGAUUUGGGAUUGGGAUCUAACCAGCAGGAAUGACUUCAUGGGAUCAUUGUCAUUUGGGAUUUCUGAACUGCAGAAAGCUGGUGUUGAUGGCUGGUUUAAGUUACUGAGCCAGGAGGAAGGCGAGUACUUCAAUGUGCCUGUGCCACCAGAAGGAAGUGAGGGCAACGAGGAACUGCGGCAGAAAUUUGAGAGGGCCAAGAUCAGUCAGGGGACCAAGACUCCAGAAGAAAAGACAACCAACACCAUAUCCAAAUGUGACAACAAUGGCAACAGGGACCGGAUGAAACUGACUGAUUUUAACUUCCUGAUGGUGCUGGGGAAAGGCAGCUUUGGCAAGGUCAUGCUCUCAGAGCGAAAAGGCACAGACGAGCUGUAUGCUGUGAAGAUCCUGAAGAAGGAUGUGGUGAUCCAGGACGACGAUGUGGAGUGCACCAUGGUGGAGAAGCGGGUGCUGGCCCUGCCCGGGAAGCCCCCAUUCCUGACCCAGCUCCACUCCUGCUUCCAGACCAUGGACCGCCUGUACUUUGUGAUGGAGUAUGUGAACGGGGGUGACCUCAUGUACCACAUCCAACAAGUUGGCCGGUUUAAGGAGCCUCAUGCUGUAUUCUACGCUGCAGAGAUCGCCAUUGGCCUGUUCUUCUUACAGAGCAAGGGCAUCAUUUACCGUGACCUGAAACUUGACAAUGUGAUGCUGGAUUGUGAGGGCCACAUCAAGAUUGCUGAUUUUGGCAUGUGUAAGGAAAACAUCUGGGACGGGGUGACAACUAAGACGUUCUGUGGCACUCCAGACUACAUCGCCCCUGAGAUAAUUGCCUAUCAGCCCUAUGGGAAGUCUGUGGAUUGGUGGGCAUUUGGAGUCCUGCUGUAUGAAAUGUUGGCUGGGCAGGCACCUUUUGAAGGGGAAGAUGAGGAUGAACUCUUCCAAUCUAUCAUGGAACACAACGUGGCUUAUCCAAAGUCCAUGUCCAAGGAAGCCGUGGCCAUCUGCAAAGGGCUGAUGACCAAACACCCGGGCAAACGUCUGGGUUGCGGACCCGAAGGCGAGCGUGACAUCAAAGAGCAUGCGUUUUUCCGAUAUAUUGAUUGGGAGAAACUUGAACGCAAAGAGAUUCAGCCCCCGUAUAAGCCAAAAGCUAGAGACAAGCGCGACACCUCCAACUUCGACAAAGAGUUCACCAGACAGCCUGUGGAACUCACUCCCACUGAUAAACUCUUCAUCAUGAACUUGGACCAAAAUGAAUUUGCUGGCUUCUCCUAUACUAAUCCAGAGUUUGUCAUUAAUGUGUAGGUGAAUGCAGAUUCCAUUGUUGAGCCUAGAAGGUCAGCCUUCAGGCCAAGUGUAUGUAUCAAUUCUAGUCUUCCAGGAUUCAUGGUGCAUAUGCUGGCAUUCAACACGCGGGGAGCUUGUCCUAGAGAGCUUUUCUUUGUACGUGUAGCUUGCUAGUUUGUUUUCUACAUUUGAAAAUGUUUAGUUUAGAAUAAGCGCUUUAUCCGAUUAUAGAGGUACAACUUUUCCAAACAUCCAGACACUCAUCAAAUGGACAGACAGUGUCAAAACUUCUGUGUCUGAUACCAAAAUGCUUCAGUAUUUGUAAUUUUUAAAGUCAGAAGCUGAUGUUCCUGGUAAAAGUUUUUACAGUUAUUCUACAAUAUCUUCUUUGAAUGCUAAGCAUGACUGGUAUUUUUAAAAGUUGUGAGUAAGCUUUGCAGUUACUGUGAACUAUUGUCUCUUGGAGGAGAUUUUUGUUUAAGAAUUGAUAUGAUUAAACCAAAUUAAUAUAUGCAACUCUCUGGUUUACAUGGCUGUUUUUAACUGGAGUCUGUGGCAUAGAGGUUAUGGGUUGGAGAUCCAUAGGCAAAUGAGGCCAGGAGAUGAACUUUGUUUCACUCACAUAGAAUUUUCUUAAUUAAACUCAUUGUCAGUGGUGAAAAAUGGAGUAGUUUAUAUAAACAUCUGAACUUUCAUAUUCACUUGAAAAAAUGAAAAGACUGACAGCACUGGGUCUACAUUCCCAGGUGGAAAUAAUUAGACAGAAUUGAGAAAUGGCUGUCUCUUUAAAAGGAGUAUAUGCUCUUGUUUCACCACAGUCUCCACCAUCCCCUAUUGUAUUAUGCCUUCCGUUCACUUCCCGGGCCGCUGUAGCCAUUUGAGGCUGAGAACCCUGCCAAUUAAAAGGCACAGGAUUGAUGACCACAAUAUUUUCUUGUGCCCAUAAUCAGGGUGGAAACUCCAGUGGUGUAGUGGUUAAGAGCUACAGCUGCUGACCAAAAGGUCAGCAGUUCAAAUCCACCAGGCACUCCUUGGAAACUCUAUGGGGCAGUUCUACUCCGUCCUAUAGGGUCGCUAUGAGUCAGAAUCGACUCAACGGCAACGGAUGUUUUUUGUAUAAUCAGGGUAUCUGAAUCGCCAGCUAGUCAACAUGGCUAAUGUUUAUUAAAUCCUCAAGUAUCAAGGGCAUAAAAUUUUCAUUCCGGCCAUGACAAAAGUCAGCAAGGAGCCUGGUGUCAGUACAGAGAGAACACUUUUCCAUGGUCUAUGAAGAUGUCACUGUUUGUAAAUCUACCUACUUUUUGCUAUUUUCUCCUAAUUAAGUUUCUGCAAAAAAAAGGUGAAUGCCCUUUCCCAACAGCCAUAGUUGCCUCGGAAGACCAGAAGAAUUGGAGAAAUUAAGGGAGAUAAAACAUGUUGGCAUGGUAAGGAGUCUCCCUCUCUCACUCUCAGAGUAGCAUGUUACUGAAUCACUGGGUGUCCGCCUGAUUCCUUUUUCUCUGAAUGAAGUCAUGCUUCUAUUUUCUUUUUUGAAAGAUGUAGUAAUCCAGUCUGUAGCACAUGCAUUUGCAGCUGCUAAGGCCAGUGGGUAGGAGAAAAGAGCCAACGUGCCAUACCAAGCACAUUAAGACUUUCCAGCAUUCAUUCAUCUCCUCCCUUCUUGGAAGAGUCCCAGUAAAUGGAGCGUUGGGCAGAUACAAUGGAUCCAUUGAUCCUAAUGCGCUCAUCUUUCCAGAAUUUUAGAAAUUCUUCCAGUUAAAAUCAGUUGUAAAAAUGAUGUGGCAGAGGCAUCUGACCUCCUCUAACUUCAUGAGGGAGAGAAAAAAUCACCAUCAGCGUCAGCCCAAGGCUGACUCCUAUGAGGUGGAGGUCAAACAUACCUCCACCCUCCAACCUUUUUACCAGUUCUGACACCAGCUAUCCCACCCACAGCAUUCUU
Messenger RNA from Trichechus manatus latirostris (Florida manatee), 3989 nucleotides. RefSeq names its product protein kinase C beta (gene PRKCB). The record is from RefSeq and is a predicted model, not a curated record. Gene Ontology annotation, cellular component: nucleus; cytoplasm. Lineage: Eukaryota; Metazoa; Chordata; Mammalia; Sirenia; Trichechidae. Gene Ontology annotation, molecular function: ATP binding; zinc ion binding; diacylglycerol-dependent serine/threonine kinase activity. Bases 53 to 2068 code for a protein of 671 amino acids. Gene Ontology annotation, biological process: protein phosphorylation. The transcript is spliced from 17 exons.